Messenger RNA from Micromonas commoda, 1972 nucleotides. RefSeq lists its product with no specific name. Gene Ontology annotation, cellular component: lysosome. Gene Ontology annotation, molecular function: cysteine-type endopeptidase activity. The transcript has 2 exons. The record is from RefSeq and is a predicted model, not a curated record. Lineage: Eukaryota; Viridiplantae; Chlorophyta; Mamiellophyceae; Mamiellales; Mamiellaceae. Bases 1 to 1905 code for a protein of 634 amino acids.
AUGAUGACCGCCACCUGCCUGGCCGCGGCGUGCCUGCUCGCGCUCGCCGCCGGCGCUCGCGCCGAGAUGCACCCGCAGCUCGCCGGCAUGAACACCGUCCACACACACGGCGAUACCGGCGUCGCGAGCCUGCACACCGCCCGCCCCAUCGCGGAGGCCGUGCUCGGCAGCGAGGACGCGCGGGCGUCGGACGACCCGACGUCUGAGCACGGCGCGGGCGGGGAUCUGCCGCAGGCUGAGCUGGGCGCGGGCGCCGCGGACUUCGCGUCCAGGGUCUCCCCGGACUUCGAGGCGUUCGUGCAGACGCACAAGAAGGCUGGACACACCUACUGCCCCGGCUCGAGCGCCGGCGUGCCCUGCAUCGAGGCGAUGCGCAGGGAGCUGAGCUUCCUGGAGAACAAGGCGCUCAUCGAGCGGCACAACUCUCGCGGCGACUCCACCUUCAAGCUCGGUCUCACCCCCUUUGCGGAUGUCUCCCCGGAGGAGUUCGUGUCGGAGCAGCUCACCUACACUCCCGCCAAGUCCGUGCGCGAUUUCGUCGCGCGCAGGCGCUCCGAGGCUCUCACGCGUGCCGCCUCCGACAAGGGUGUGGGCCAGACGGUCGGCGGCGUGAUUGGCGAGGUGUCGCGGGGCGCCGGCAGGUUGGGCGAGCCGAGGGCGAGGACGGAGGCGGAGCUCGGCGCCAAGUACCCGCGCAACUUCGACUGGGCGGACGUCCCGGAAGUGAUGGGUAAGAUCCACACGCAGGAGACCUCGUGCGCGUCCUGCUGGGCGUACACUUCCACGGACACCAUCGAGGCGAUCGAGGUCAUCAGCGGGCGCCGCAAGAAGCACGUCGAGCUCAGCGCCGAGCAGCUCAUCAACUGCGACAACUACGACAGCGGGUGCAACACCGGCAACAUGUUCACGGCGUACGAGUGGAUCCACGAGCACGGCGGGCUGGCCACCGCGAGGGCAUUCCACGGCGCCGCGGGGCUCCUCGCUCGCGCGGAGAGCGCCGCAAUGCUCGGCGCGGGAUCCGGCGCCGCGCUUGGUUCGUUUCGGGAAAGAGUCGCCGCCGUUCGGGAAAAAGACGCCAAGGCGCUCAUCGAUCAGGCUCGCGACGAGGGCAACCUCGGCGAGUUCGGCGUGUUCUUCGAGGAGUCGCUCGGCGCCGAGGAGGAGAAGCGCGUGCUCGACAGCAUCGAAUCCGGCCUGGGUUCCACGCACGGCAACUGCCCGGCGAACAUGAACCUCCAGGACAGGGUGUACGGCUACUGCGAGCUCAACUUUGACGCCGGCGAGGCUGCGCUCAUGGAGGCCGUCUCCAAGCAGCCCGUCGCCGUUGGAAUCAACGCCAACAAGAUCUUCCAGCUGUACGCGUCGGGUAUCAUCCGAUCCUCCGACUGCGGCCCCGCGCCGCACACCCCAGACUCCGAGAUCAUGGCAAUCAACCACGCCGUGGUCGUCACCGGCUGGGGCGAGGAGAUGGUCAAGGGCGAGCUCAUCAAGUACUGGAUCCUCAAGAACUCCUUCGGCGAGAACUGGGGCGAGCAUGGAUACUUCAAGCUCGAGCGCGGACCGGACACUGUAGAUCAGGAGGGCUUCGGCACCUGCGGCCUGUACUUUGAAUCUGUGUACCCCAUCAUCGACGAGGAUGCCAACGAGGACUCGUGCAUCAAGGGCUCGACCUUCAGAUCCAAGUAUUACUCCGCCGCGUACGCAAACGCGGGCCUCGGUAAGUCCUCCACGCUGAGCAUGCGCGAUUUUACGUCCGCGAACGCGAGCGCGGGCGUCGGGCAGGUCGCGGUGAUGCUCGUGGGAUUCGGGUUUGUGACUGGCAUCCUGGUGGUGUCUGUGUUCUUGGCUGUUCGAGCGGCGAGGAAGACGCUCACGAGGGGAACCGAGGAGGAGCCCCUGCUGUGAUUGGUACAUAUAUUAGCAGUUGACCGCAUUGGCAAUAUGUAAAUGAGCUCUUUUAGACGAUGAACCG